CCCGCCCCCUGACAGGGGUGAGAGGUCAGCGGCGGGCCGGCCUGCUGGGUCGACAAUGGCGGGGCUGUGGGUCGGGACGGUGGCGCAGGUCGCGGCCAGGCGGCAUUGGCGGCGGCCCCCGCAGCAACUGCUGUGGACGCUGAAGCAUGUUCCAGUCUAUUCACAGAAGUCCCUAGUGGAGUUCCGAAGUCUCAGUUCUAUAGAAUAUGACUCUAAAGAAAAAACUUUUGAUAAAAUUCUCAUUGCUAACAGAGGAGAAAUUGCAUGUAGGGUUAUUAAAACUUGCAAGAAGAUGGGCAUCAAGACAGUGGCCGUUCACAGUGAUGUUGAUGCCAGUUCCGUUCAUGUGAAAAUGGCGGAUGAGGCUGUCUGUAUUGGCCCAGCUCCCACCAGUAAAAGCUACCUCAACGUGGAUGCCAUCAUGGAAGCCAUUAAGAAAACCAGGGCCCAAGCUGUACACCCAGGGUAUGGAUUCCUGUCAGAAAACAAAGAGUUUGCAAGAUGUUUGGCAGCAGAAGAUGUCACUUUCAUUGGACCUGAUCCUCAUGCUAUUCAAGCCAUGGGUGACAAGAUAGAAAGCAAACUAUUAGCCAAGAAAGCAAAGGUCAACACAAUCCCUGGUUUUGAUGGGGUAGUAAAGGAUGCAGAUGAAGCUGUCAGAAUUGCAAGGGAAAUUGGCUACCCUGUGAUGAUCAAGGCCUCAGCAGGUGGCGGUGGGAAAGGCAUGCGCAUCGCUUGGAAUGACGAAGAGACCAGGGAUGGUUUUAGAUUUUCAUCCCAGGAAGCUGCUUCUAGUUUUGGUGAUGAUAGACUACUGGUAGAAAAAUUUAUUGAUAACCCUCGUCAUAUAGAAAUCCAGGUUUUAGGUGAUAAGCACGGCAAUGCUCUGUGGCUCAAUGAGAGGGAAUGCUCAAUCCAGAGAAGAAACCAGAAGGUGGUAGAGGAAGCACCAAGCAUUUUUCUGGAUCAUGAGACUCGCCGAGCAAUGGGAGAACAGGCUGUGGCUUUGGCUAAAGCUGUGCAGUAUUCCUCUGCUGGAACUGUGGAAUUUCUCGUGGACUCCCAGAAGAAUUUUUAUUUCUUGGAAAUGAACACAAGACUCCAGGUUGAGCAUCCUGUCACAGAAUGCAUUACCGGCCUGGACUUAGUCCAAGAAAUGAUCCGUGUUGCUAAGGGUUACCCUCUCAGGCACAAGCAAGCGGAUAUUCCCCUCAGUGGCUGGGCAAUUGAAUGUCGGGUUUAUGCUGAGGACCCCUACAAGUCUUUCGGUUUACCGUCUGUUGGGAGACUGUCUCAGUACCAAGAGCCGAUACAUCUACCUGGUGUUCGAGUUGACAGUGGCAUCCAACCAGGAAGUGAUAUCAGCAUCUAUUAUGACCCUAUGAUAUCAAAACUAAUCACAUAUGGGUCUGAUAGAGCGGAAGCACUGAAGAGGAUGGAAGACGCACUGGAUAAUUAUGUGAUCCGAGGUGUUACGCACAACAUCCCCUUGCUUCGCGAAGUGAUAAUCAACACACGCUUUGUGAAAGGGGACAUCAGCACCAAAUUUCUCUCUGAUGUGUAUCCUGAUGGCUUCAAAGGACACACGUUAGCACAGAGUGAGAGAAACCAGUUACUGGCCAUAGCAUCGUCGUUGUUUGUGGCAUCCCAGUUACGAGCACAGCGCUUUCAAGAGCAUUCAAGAGUGCCAGUUGUUAGAACAGAUGCGGCUAAGUGGGAGCUCUCCAUAAAGUUACAUGAUGAAGAUCACACUGUCGUGGCGUCAAACAGUGGGUCGACUUUUGCUGUGGAAGUUGAUGGGUCGAAACUAAAUGUGACCAGUACGUGGAACCUGGCAUCACCCUUACUGUCUGUCAACGUUGAUGGCACACAGAGGACUGUGCAGUGUAUUUCUCGAGAAGCGGGUGGAAACAUGAGCAUUCAGUUUCUUGGCACAGUGUACAAAGUGCACAUUUUAACCAAACUUGCAGCAGAACUGAACAAAUUCAUGCUUGAAAAAGUAACCGAGGACACAAGCAGCAUUCUACGUUCCCCGAUGCCUGGAGUGGUGGUGGCCGUUUCUGUCAAGCCUGGAGACAUGGUGGACAGCAGUCCUGUUGGCCCUAAUGCUAGGCUGUUGUCUUCAGCUCCCAGGAUAAAGGCAAAUGUGCACCUGUGGGUAGCAGAAGGUCAGGAAAUCUGUGUGAUUGAAGCUAUGAAAAUGCAGAACAGUAUGACAGCUGGGAAAAUGGGCAAGGUGAGAUCGGUGCACUGCAAAGCUGGCGACACGGUUGGCGAGGGAGACCUGCUGGUGGAGCUGGAAUGACGUCACCGUGCUCCAUCAGCAUUUCCAUUAUUCUCUACCCUCAGUUUGUUCCAGCGUUCACAGGAGCGCUCCUGUGCAGCAGGUUCUACAGCAUCGCAUUUAUUCCCCAGAAGAAGCAAAACUGACAUUCUGCCAAAAAAUCACCAAUGGAAAUUUUUAUUGAUAUAAAUACUUGUACAUAUGAUUUGUACUUCUGCUGAGAUUUCCUAGUGUCAAAAUUAAAUCAAUAAAACCAAGCACUUGUCUAAA
Molecule: messenger RNA, 2554 nt
Organism: Peromyscus maniculatus bairdii (prairie deer mouse)
Lineage: Eukaryota; Metazoa; Chordata; Mammalia; Rodentia; Cricetidae
Gene: Pcca
Product: propionyl-CoA carboxylase subunit alpha
Cellular component (GO): mitochondrion
Molecular function (GO): propionyl-CoA carboxylase activity; metal ion binding; ATP binding
Source: RefSeq, a predicted model, not a curated record